Fraxinus pennsylvanica is the source of this 912-nucleotide messenger RNA. Lineage: Eukaryota; Viridiplantae; Streptophyta; Magnoliopsida; Lamiales; Oleaceae. The record is from the annotation of a GenBank genome assembly.
AUGGCAAAACACCACAAUCGGAGACAUGAUACAGAUUGCCGAGAGGCGGAGGCUCCGAUGCCAUGCCUUAACACCGCGCGCAUAGGAGCACUGCGAUUCUCCACCGCGAAAAUUCAAUUCUCUCUCUCUCUCUCUACUAUUGAAAAAAUGGGCCAAACACUUGGUUGCGUACAAAUUGAUCAAUCUACUGUUGCCAUGAAGGAACGUUUUGGUAAGUUCGACGAUGUGCUUGAGCCUGGAUGCCAUUGCUUGCCUUGGUGUGUGGGGUACCAGUUGGCUGGUUCACUAUCUCUGCGUGUACAACAGCUUGACGUGCGGUGUGAAACAAAAACUAAGGAUAAUGUGUUUGUGACUGUGGUUGCAUCAAUCCAAUAUCGAGCCAUGGCUGAAAAAGCGGCUGAUGCAUUUUACAAGCUGUCUAACACAAAGGAACAGAUCCAAGCAUACGUUUUCGACGUCAUAAGGGCAAGUGUACCAAGAUUAGAUUUGGAUUCUACCUUCGAACAGAAGAAUGACAUAGCCAAAGCUGUUGAAAAUGAACUUGAAAAGGCCAUGUCUGCUUAUGGAUAUGAAAUAGUGCAGACCCUGAUUGUGGACAUUGAGCCAGAUGCUCAGGUUAAGAGAGCCAUGAAUGAGAUAAAUGCAGCGGCCAGGCUCCGAGUUGCUGCGAACGAGAAGGCUGAAGCAGAGAAGAUAUUGCAGAUCAAGAAAGCUGAAGAAAAUGUGCCUGGAACAACAGCUAAGGAUGUUAUGGACAUGGUUCUCGUUACACAAUACUUUGAUACCAUGAAGGAUAUUGGAGCAUCAUCAAAGUCGUCCGCUGUGUUUAUCCCACAUGGACCUGGUGCUGUGAAAGAUGUUGCUGCACAGAUUCGGGAGGGUCUUCUACAGGCUGAAAGUGGUGGGCAGUAG